This is a messenger RNA of Penicilliopsis zonata CBS 506.65, 2574 nucleotides long. RefSeq lists its product as hypothetical. The record is from RefSeq and is a predicted model, not a curated record. The transcript has a single exon. The coding region runs from base 25 to 2466 and encodes 813 amino acids. NCBI's taxonomy places the organism in Eukaryota, Fungi, Ascomycota, Eurotiomycetes, Eurotiales, Aspergillaceae. Gene Ontology annotation, cellular component: peroxisomal membrane. Gene Ontology annotation, molecular function: ATP hydrolysis activity; ATP binding; long-chain fatty acid transmembrane transporter activity. Gene Ontology annotation, biological process: peroxisome organization; very long-chain fatty acid catabolic process; long-chain fatty acid import into peroxisome.
AAAAAAAGGUAAAAAAAAAAAAAAAUGGCUGCUCAAUCAACGCUCCGGAACCCUCGGGGCGACCCUCUCGUUGCGUUGUAUACGCAUUACUCCGAUCUGUUUCGUGCCUACGCCAAACGCUCGUCCAGAACAACCAGGCUGCUGGCAACCGUGUCACUGCUCCUGUCGAUCAUCGCGUCGGGUUAUGGGGGAUACAACUGGCUACGAGCACAGGCGAAAGAGCGAGCUCAGGCUCGCCGACUGCUGCGUCGAAAUUCCGGCAUUAGAGGCAAGGAUGGUUCGCGUAUCAUUUACGUCCCCGACAAGGGUUCCACCACGUCCAAGGUCACCAUCCACCCGACAAAACCUACCACCUUCGAUGCGCACCGGAGGCUGUUUCUGAACCCCCCCGGCUCGACGCGGCUGGGGGACGCCAACGAUACCGUCUCGCAAACCCCGCCGUUGUCGACGAAACCAGGCCUGAAUCUCGCCUUCCUCCACCAGUUCCUCAGCCUGUUAAGUAUCAUGGUUCCUCGAUGGAACAGCAAGGAGACCGGUUUACUGAUGGGUCAUGGCGUCUUUCUAUUGCUCAGAACCUAUCUCUCCCUGGUGGUCGCGCGGUUGGAUGGCGAAAUUGUGAGAGACCUGGUGGCUGGGAAAGGGCGAGCCUUUAUCUGGGGCAUUGUCAAAUGGUGUGGGAUAGGAACCCUCGCCUCGUAUACAAAUGCGAUGAUCAAGUUCCUCCAGUCCAAGGUGUCGAUUGCCUUCCGCACCCGGCUUACGCGGUACAUCCAUGAUCUCUACCUGACGGGGAACAACAACUAUUACAAGCUGCUGAACCUCGAUGGGGGGAUCGGCCAGGAUGCGGAUCAGUUCAUCACCCAGGAUCUCACUCUAUUCUGCUCGGCCGCGGCAUCCCUGUAUUCUUCCCUGGGGAAGCCGAUGGUCGACCUGCUGGUCUUCAACUACCAGCUCUAUCGCUCCCUCGGCCCGUUGGCCCUGUCGGGGAUUCUCACGGGCUACUUCAGUACUGCAGCUGUGUUACGCAGACUGUCGCCUCCCUUUGGCAGACUGAAAGCGGUCGAGGGUAAACGGGAGGGUGAUUUCCGAGGGCUACAUACCCGAUUGCUGGCCAACGCCGAGGAAGUCUCCUUCUACGGCGGCGCCGAGAUUGAGAGGGUGUUUUUGGCCAAGAGCUUCAAAGAUCUCCAGCGUUGGAUGGAGGGAAUAUAUAGUCUCAAGAUUCGAUACAACAUGCUCGAAGACAUCAUUUUGAAAUACUCUUGGUCCGCGUUUGGAUACCUCAUCACCUCGCUGCCUGUCUUCCUCCCGGCCUGGGGCGGUCUCGGGGGUGUCAUGGAGCUGGCCGAUGAUGCCAGUGCAGAGACCGGUCGUGAGCGAGGGCGCAUGAAGGAGUUCAUCACGAACAAACGGCUGAUGCUCUCUCUGGCGGACGCCGGCGGCCGUAUGAUGUACAGCAUCAAGGACAUCUCCGAACUGGCCGGCUACACAUCCCGGGUGUACACCCUGAUCUCCACCCUCCACCGCGUCCAUGCCAACACGUAUUAUCCGCCCCCCGGCCGACCCACUGAGCUCUAUUCUCUCGCAGACGACCAGGGCACCGUCCACAGCGGGUUCGACGGGGUGCGCCUGGAGCAAGUGCCCAUUGUGGCGCCGUCGCUCUUCCCGCGCGGCGGCGACGAGCUGCUCGAGUCGCUCUCCUUUGUUGUCCAUUCGGGUGACCACCUGCUCAUCUCCGGGCCCAACGGGGUCGGCAAGUCGGCGAUCGCGCGGAUCUUGGCGGGCCUGUGGCCCGUCUACCGCGGGCUAGUGAGCCGGCCGCGCGCCAUCGGCCUCGAAGGGAUCAUGUUCCUACCGCAGCGGCCGUAUCUGAGCGUGGGCACGCUGCGCGACCAGGUGAUCUACCCUCACACGGAGCUGGACAUGCACGAGGCCGGCCGCACCGAAGCCGAGCUGCAGGCCAUCCUGCAGGACGUACACCUAGGCUACCUGCCCCAGCGCGAGGGCGGCUGGGACGCCCGCAAGGAGUGGAAGGACGUGCUCAGUGGUGGCGAGAAGCAGCGCAUGGCCAUGGCGCGCCUCUUCUACCACGAGCCCCGCUACGGCUUCAUCGACGAGGGCACCUCGGCCGUCUCCUCCGACGUCGAGGGCCUGCUCUACGAGCGCGCCAAGGAGCGCGGCAUCACCCUCAUCACCGUCUCCACCCGCGCCUCCCUAAAGAAGUACCAUACCUUCAACCUCACCAUGGGGCUGGGUGCUGAUGGCGCCCAGUGGGAGUUCGACCGCAUCGGUACCGACAAGGAGAAGCUAAGUGUCGAGAAGGAACUGCAGGAGCUGCGCAAGCGGCUCGAUAAUGUCGAAGAGUGGAAGCGACGCCGCGCCGAGAUUGACCUCGAGCUGCGCACUGUCUGGACAGAGGGCGGAGAGGAGCUGCCCCCUCCGCCGUAUGCCGAGGAGGAUUCCUAAUCUUUUUUUUUUUUUACCUCCUCUUGCCCCCUUGUAUUUCUCUUAUUUACACCAGGGCAUAGUUAUAUCAUGACUUUCGUAGGUACAAUCAAUAAGAUCGAGUCCUUC